Molecule: messenger RNA, 1699 nt
Organism: Toxorhynchites rutilus septentrionalis
Lineage: Eukaryota; Metazoa; Arthropoda; Insecta; Diptera; Culicidae
Gene: U4-U6-60K
Product: U4/U6 small nuclear ribonucleoprotein Prp4
Exons: 1
Coding region: 137-1651 (504 amino acids)
Biological process (GO): mRNA splicing, via spliceosome
Cellular component (GO): U4/U6 x U5 tri-snRNP complex
Molecular function (GO): U4 snRNA binding; U6 snRNA binding; protein binding
Source: RefSeq, a predicted model, not a curated record
CGUUUUUGUUUACAUGUUUGUUUUUCAUUAUGCUUCAAACGUUUACCAGACGCUGUCGGUCGUGUGCGCUAUUAUUUCAGUGAUUUUUACCGGUUGUAAAACCAAUAAGUUUUUAGAACUUAUUUAAACCAGCAUAAUGUCCGACGAGGAGGAAUUAGUUUAUGCGAAGCGAUCGAAAACGAUCCACUAUGGAUCACUCGAGGAUUCGGAGCGUAUGCGUCAGCUGAAGGAAUCCAUUCAAGAAUCGUUCGGCGGAUCGGGAGACACUGGGCAGAUUUACACAUCCAGCGAAUAUUUUGAUCUGGAGAAUGAAGUCACUAAGGAUAAAGCAGCGCUUUUAGAGGAAUUCGAGCGGAAGAAAAAAGCCAGGCAGAUUCACGUCAGUACAGAUGAUGUGGAAGUGAAAAGGAAUUUGCGGUCGUUGAACGAACCGAUUUGUUAUUUUGGAGAGGGGCCGGCAGAACGUCGAAUUCGUUUGAAGGAACUGCUUUCUGCUUUGGGUGAGAAUGCUAUCCCACAGAGAAGUGCCAAAGAUGAUGAGAAGAAGCAGCAAUCACAGAAAGAGCAGGAAUCUACGUGGUACCACGAAGGUCCAGAGUCCCUUCGAAUUGCCCGUGUUUGGCUUGCAAAUUAUUCGCUUCCACGAGCGAAGGAACGGUUGGAACAGGCCGCUGAGCAGCUCAAGCUUCCGAGUUCGACAAAAGCUGGGAGAAUGGUUGAGCUGCAGAAACGAAUUCAAUCUCUCGCGCCAUUAUGUAGUCAAGUGGGAGACGUUCGACCUAUCACCAAUUGCUGCUUCAAUUAUGAUUCCUCAUUGCUGCUCACUUCAAGCUUGAGCUCACUUUGUAAGGUUUGGUCUGUACCUAAUUGCACAGAAGUCCAAACGCUGAGAGGUCAUCAAUUUUACGUGAGUGCUAUAGCGUUUCGGGGCGGCAUUCCUACCGAUUCGAAAGGAAUUGUCGCUAUGGCAUCGGGAUGUCACGAUGGAGCCGUAAAGUUAUGGUCUUUCGAUAGUGAGGAAUCUAUAGCGGACAUUAACGGUCACGUACCGCAUCGAGUUUCGAAGCUUGCGUUCCAUCCAUCGGGUCGGUUUUUGGGAACUGCAUGCUACGAUGCGUCCUGGCGCCUGUGGGAUCUGGAACAGAAGCAGGAAGUGUUGCAUCAGGAAGGUCACGCUAAAGCUGUUCACUGUAUUGCUUUUCAGAUCGAUGGGAGCGUUUGUGUCACCGGUGGUUUGGAUGCAUUUGGCCGCGUUUGGGACCUACGAACGGGCCGUUGCAUAAUGUUCCUCGAGGGACACCUCAGCGCCAUUUAUGGGGUGGAUUUCUCCCCAAACGGGUACCACAUUGUGACCGGUAGCCAGGACAAUUCUUGUAAAAUUUGGGAUCUGAGGAGACGACACCCGGUGUAUACGAUUCCAGCCCACACGAACUUGAUUUCGGACGUGAAGUAUCAGAAAAAUGGAGGACACUUCCUGGUGACGGCUAGCUAUGACAACACGGCAAAAAUUUGGUCCAACAAAACGUGGCAACCACUGAAGACGCUGUCUGGUCAUGACAGCAAGGUAAUUAGUGUGGACAUUUCCCCAAAUUCACAGCAUAUUGCAACGACUUCUUACGAUCGUACUUUUAAACUGUGGAGUCCAGAGUGAAUGAGAGAUAAUAAAUGUUGCAAUGAGGUUUGCUUUUGGUAUAUAUAA